UUGAUGUGUUUGGUGUGAGGGUGGGGGUGUUGUCCCCUUCCCCUUCUCUGCUCUGGGACAGUAGGGCCGGAAAGCCUGAGGUGAUUCACUGGUGAGUCAACAGCUAUCAACUAUAAAGCCCCAGCACUGAUGGAGCCUAAGCAUGACACAGCUCUCUCACCUAAAGGUACUGUUGCACUGCUGGACAGGCACACAGCCACUGACACAAGAAGAAAGUAUGCACUCAUUCCCAGCUCUGCUUUGCUCCUGUGUAGUCAGCAUGUUCACUCUCGGCCACGGACUUCCUCUCCCUCCAGAUGCUGUGAAAAACUAUGUCAAACUGCAGGCUGAAAACAUCAGCUCCAGAAUCCAGAGGCACAAAGAUGAGAUGCAGAUAUUGGGUAAGGUGGUCCUGGACGGUCCUGAGUUUCUCCCUGAGCUGCUGUCCGAUAAGCCCGUUGAAGGCCUGAGUUCCAUGGUGGAGACCCUCAACGCCUUCCAGAAGGUCCUGCACAGCCUACCCAAAGGCCACGUGAGCCAGCUGCACAGCGAUGUGUCCACACUGCAGGGCUACCUGGAGAAGAGGAUGAGCUCCCUGCAGUGCACCCAGAGGAAAACAGGCACCGAGAAGAGCCUGGAGGCCUUCCUGAAGGACAAUGGAACAUACUACAUCACACUGGGCCAUGUGGCUCUGGACAGACUGCAAAAAUACUUACAAAAACUUGUACGAAACCUAGACCAGCUGAAAACCUGCUAAAAGCCUGCAUCUCCCUGCUGUCCACUAUUUUAUUAUAGUAUUUAUCGUAUUUAUUUAUAAACAUAUUUAUAAGACCAAAGAACUGCUUUUUUACACAAAUGUUUUGAGAUGUAUACAAAAAUGUACUUGUAUAUGUAUUUUAAAUGUCUUAAGCUUAGGAUUUUAGUGGCCAUUGAAACUGUAAGGGCAAAGAAUCUGCAAGGCAUUCCAAUCCGCACAUGCGCACACACGCUCACACAGGAAGUGCGCUGACCUCACCACCAGCCAAGCAUGCUUAGUGAUGUCACACAAUCUUACCAGAAGACCUAUGACCGAUCAUGCUGGGAAGCACAAAUCCUCGCUCCCCCUCUCUGGAACACCAGCAUAUAUGAACUAUGGAUCCUGCACUUUGAUCAUAUGUCUUCUGUAAAUAGUUUAUUAGGGUGAGAUACAUAAGGUUUUUUGCGACUGUAAAUUAUUUAUUGUAAAUGAUGUCAGUUUUAAAAAUGUGUAUUUUUUGUAUAUUCAUAACUAAAAACCUCACUGAAAUAAAAUACAAAAUUAUAAGUCAUAA
Molecule: messenger RNA, 1289 nt
Organism: Colossoma macropomum (tambaqui)
Lineage: Eukaryota; Metazoa; Chordata; Actinopteri; Characiformes; Serrasalmidae
Gene: lepa
Product: leptin a
Exons: 3
Coding region: 143-736 (197 amino acids)
Biological process (GO): signal transduction
Cellular component (GO): extracellular region
Molecular function (GO): hormone activity
Source: RefSeq, a predicted model, not a curated record